UGCAGUGCAGCAUCAUCAGCAGCUCUGGCUGAGCUGGAUGGAAUGACUUCACUUCUAAAUAAGCCGGCAAUCACUCAUCAUCGAACGAACGAAGAGCUGAACGGGAGCGUAGUUUUUUUUCUGCAUUGUGUAACAUCUCGCUCGUGUUGGGAGCCCACGCGCCGUUCCAGUUCCGACCCCGAAGUGGAGGCGUCAAAUGGAAAAUGAUUGCCAUCUUCAAGUUGCUGCUUGUUUCGAUUGUUCUCGGUGAUAGGGAAAGAAGCGCGGUAGCCGGUCGAAACGAUUACGAGUUUAUUAACCUGCCGAAAUCGCAUCUCCCGUUAUACUUUCGUCGGUUCCCUCAGCUAGAACGAAGGUGUUUGGAUGAUGAAGCUUGCGAGUACCGGAAGGUGCUGGCCAGCGAUGCGUACAAGGCGAAGAAGAACAUGUGCUGGGGCUACGAGGAUGUAUGCGAAGAGAAAAAUCGGUUCUCGAAGCCACAGUGUCCGGGAGAUUUCCGGGGAUACGUGAAGACGAAGGAAGCCCAGCUUGAGACGUUCUAUGCGCAGGCGGAUUUUGGGUUUAUACGCGAUCAGAUCCGGGAGACAAGGAUUAUGUGCGAGCCUAGAUUUCCGCACGAUUCGGCUCUUGAGUGUUCAAAGUAUUUGCGGUUUUGUCGGGGGCGAAACAUUAUGGUUAAUUUCACGGAUUUGAUCCACAGACCGGAGCCUCUGCGGUAUAAAAUGGACGUACUAAGCCAUGGUCAGAUUGGAGGUCACUGCAAGCUGCACCGGAAGCGAUUGGAAGAUGAACUGGAACACAUAAGCCCCCUGCAGUCCUGGGGCCCGGAGCUAAGGUUCUUCGACACAGUCGAUCAACCGCUGUCCCAAGGUGGAAAGUGUGACGUUACCAUCGAACGACCGGCGUUCCUGAUGAAGAUUGAUGCCACCAUCAACAUGUACCAUCAUUUCUGCGAUUUCAUCAACCUGUACGGUUCGCUACAUGCCAAUCUGUCCGAUCCGACCGGAUUCACAACGGACGUCGAAAUUCUUGUUUGGGAAUCGUUCACUUACGAUUCACCUUUUGCGGAGACGAUGAAGGUGUUUACCAAACACCCGAUUGCGGACCUGAAAACAUACGCUGGCAAAGUGGUCUGCUUCAAAAAUCUCGUGCUUCCUCUACUGCCCAGGAUGAUCUUCGGAUUGUAUUAUAAUACGCCUAUUAUUUCCGGUUGCGAAAACAGUGGCUUCUUCCAGGCUUUCUCCGAGCACGUGCUGCACCGGCUGAAAGUCCCGUUGAAGAGUCGAACGGAUCGCAAGCUUCAAAUAACAUUCCUCUCGCGGCAAACCAAAUUCCGGCGGGUGCUGAACGAAAACGAACUGCUGGAGGAAAUCUCCGAGAAUGAUCACUAUCGGAUCAACCGGGCCAGUUUCACGUACAAAACGGACUUCCGGGAACAGCUCAAAAUCACCCGAAACACCGAUAUCUUCAUCGGAAUGCACGGCGCCGGGCUGACGCAUUUGCUUUUCCUUCCCAAGUGGGCCGUCUUGUUCGAGUUGUACCACUGUGAAGACCCCAACUGCUAUAAGGAUCUGGCCCGUCUCAAGGGAGUUCGUUACCUGUCGUGGGAGCGGGAGGAUUUGGUUUACCCGGAGGACGAAGGUCAUCACCCGGCCGAUGGGGGAAGGCAUGCCAAGUUCACCAACUAUGCCUUCGAUGCGAAAGAGUUUGCCCGGUUGGUGGCAACCGGGGCCGAGCACGUGUGGAACCACCAGGACUACCAGCAGCAUUUGGAGCGAUCGCGGAGAAAAUGGAAAAAGUCGUCCACGAACGAUGAGCUGUAACCGGGGAGAGGAGGUACGUAUGAAGUGGGACGGCAAUUGGAAGAAGCUACUUAAACACUAAGACUAAAUCAUUCCUAUUUGACAACGAAAAGUUAACCAAUGUUGCCUUGUUGAUACAACGAACGAAGCGCUAUAUACAAUUUACCUUUAUCCUCUAACUGAACAUACUCAAGCGUAAUCUCGUUACUCGAAUAAUAGUAUUAUUUUAUGAA
Molecule: messenger RNA, 2035 nt
Organism: Ochlerotatus camptorhynchus
Lineage: Eukaryota; Metazoa; Arthropoda; Insecta; Diptera; Culicidae
Gene: Eogt
Product: EGF-domain O-GlcNAc transferase
Exons: 3
Coding region: 204-1823 (539 amino acids)
Cellular component (GO): endoplasmic reticulum lumen
Molecular function (GO): protein O-acetylglucosaminyltransferase activity
Source: RefSeq, a predicted model, not a curated record